Tachysurus fulvidraco (yellow catfish) is the source of this 240-nucleotide messenger RNA. RefSeq names its product histone H2B-like. Gene Ontology annotation, molecular function: protein heterodimerization activity; DNA binding; structural constituent of chromatin. The record is from RefSeq and is a predicted model, not a curated record. The transcript has a single exon. Lineage: Eukaryota; Metazoa; Chordata; Actinopteri; Siluriformes; Bagridae. Gene Ontology annotation, cellular component: nucleosome. Bases 37 to 240 code for a protein of 67 amino acids.
CAGGUGCCCCCCGAUACCGGGAUCUCCUCUAAGGCCAUGGGCAUCAUGAACUCGUUCGUCAACGACAUUUUUGAGCGCAUCGCCGGUGAGUCUUCUCGUCUGGCUCACUACAACAAGCGCUCCACCAUCACCUCUAGGGAGAUCCAGACUGCCGUGCGUCUGUUGCUUCCCGGAGAGUUGGCCAAGCACGCCGUGUCUGAGGGCACAAAGGCCGUCACCAAGUACACCAGCUCCAAGUAA